AUGGCCACCAAGAAGGAGGAACUGCCCGAGGAGAAGCAAGAAGGUGGCAAGCCGUCGUACACGCUUCACAUUCGGGGCCUUCCUAGUAGUGUGGAUCUUGAUGAGCUGAAGAUCCGCUUAGAACGCUUUGGUGAGGUGGUGGAUAUUCAGCAGGAGGAGGGGACCGUGGUCGCGAAGUUCUCGAGAACCAGCGAGGCCUUUGAAGCUCAGCAGAAGCUCACGCUUGGUCCAGACGUUGUUAUAGAGUUCGGCCCCCAAGAUCCGGACCACUACAACCGGGCCAAGAAGCGUGUCGCAGACUAA
This is a messenger RNA of Symbiodinium natans, 303 nucleotides long. Lineage: Eukaryota; Dinophyceae; Suessiales; Symbiodiniaceae. The record is from the annotation of a GenBank genome assembly.